This is a messenger RNA of Chlamydomonas reinhardtii, 2714 nucleotides long. RefSeq lists its product as uncharacterized. NCBI's taxonomy places the organism in Eukaryota, Viridiplantae, Chlorophyta, Chlorophyceae, Chlamydomonadales, Chlamydomonadaceae. Gene Ontology annotation, biological process: L-serine biosynthetic process. Gene Ontology annotation, molecular function: phosphoglycerate dehydrogenase activity; NAD binding. The record is from RefSeq and is a predicted model, not a curated record. The coding region runs from base 142 to 1683 and encodes 513 amino acids. The transcript is spliced from 6 exons.
GUUUAAAACUUCCCAUCCUUGUGCGCCUGGGUCUGGCAGACUUGCAAAUUUGUAUUCCGGCGGCUGCUUUUCUUCCGCAAGCUUCUAGACUUGUUGAACACAGUCAACACUUGGAGUACAUACGACCUGUCCACCAAGAAGAUGAUGCUGAGCACCAAGUUGCCGGUCUCGAUGGCCAAGGUCGCCGCCCCUGGCCAGUCGGCCCGCCCCGUGGCCUGCCCAACACCGCGCGUCGCUGGCGCCGGCUCAGCUCGCCGGCUGCCUGUCGCGCGCGCCACCAGCACUGAAGGCGAUGAGAUCGCCCUGCUGGAGAAGGCUCUGAGCAUUGCCAAGGAGCGCGCCGCCAAGGCCAAGACCGCGGCGGCCGCGCCCGCUGCUGCCGCCGGCGGCUACAGCGGCCCUGCCUUUGCCAUCAAGACUUUCAAUGCCAUCUCGCCCGUUGGUCUGGAGCGCUUCCCCGCCGGCAAGUACGUGGUCAGCGGCGACGACGCCAAGCUGCCCGCCUCGCCCAUGGCCAUCAUGCUGCGCUCGCACCAGCUGAAGCAGGAGGAGGUGCCGCCCACCGUGCGCUGCAUCGUGCGCUGCGGCGCCGGCGUGAACAACAUCCCCGUCCCCAAGAUGACGGAGCUGGGCAUCCCCGUGUUCAACACGCCCGGCGCCAACGCCAACGCUGUGAAGGAGCUGGUCAUCUGCGGCCUGCUGCUGGCCAGCCGCGGCAUCCUGGAGGGCAACAAGUACACCGAGGAGGUCAUCUACAAGGAGGAGAACAUGGACUACGACAAGGUGGCUAAGCGCAUUGAGAAGGACAAGGCCAAGUUCGUGGGCUGCGAGAUUGAGGGCAAGACGCUGGGUGUGGUGGGCCUGGGUGCCAUUGGCGGCCGCGUGGUGAAUGCCGCGCUGGCCCUGGGCAUGAAGGUGGUGGGCUAUGACCCCGUGCUGUCGCUGGACGCCGCCUGGAAGCUGCCCGGUGACCGCAUGGGCCGCGCCGAGAGCCUGGAGGAGCUGCUGAAGGUGUCGGACUACGUGACCGUGCACGUGCCGUACAUCAAGAACGCCACGCACCACAUGAUCAACGGCGCGAACCUGAAGCUGUGCAAGCCCAACGUCAGCUUCCUGAACUUCUCUCGUGGCGAGAUCAUUGACGGCGAGGCUCUGCUCGACAUGUACAAGAGCGGCCGCAUGACCGGCAAGUACGUGUCGGACUUCGCUGACCCCUUCCUGUCGGGCCACCCCAAGCACCUGGUCAUUCCCCACCUGGGUGCUUCGACCGAGGAGGCUGAGGACAACUCGGCUGCCAUGGCCGCUGACACGGUCAAGGACUUCCUGGAGACCGGCACCAUCCGCAACUCCGUCAACUUCCCCCAGACCGUGCUGCCGCCCAAGCCCGGUCACGUGGGCGGCCGCCUGUGCAUCGUCAACAAGAACGAGGCGGGUGUGCUGGGCCAGAUCACCACCUUCCUGGGCACGCAGAAGGUCAACAUCGAGCAGCAGAUCAACACCUCGCGCGGCGACAUCGCCUACACCGUGCUGGACCUCAGCAAGAUUGACGACCCGGCGGGCCUGCAGGACGGCCUGGCCAAGGCCUGCCCCGGCGUGAUCUCCUCGCGCUUCAUUGGCAACAUGUUCGACGAUGAGAUGGGCAAGCCCGGCACCUUCUUCUACGUCAAGUGGGCCUCGUCUUAAGGAUUUGUGAUCGUAUUGUUAGGUACUGAAUAGUCCUACUAGGGCAGCCGUAGGGAGAGGUGUGAUGCAAAUAAGCAGCUGUUAUGCCGCUGUCAGAGACUGGAGCAGGAUGGGGGCACACGUACAUUAACAUGGGGGCUCCCCGAAGGUGCAACCCUGACAUGUGACUGAACACGUUGAGCCAUGAGUAGCAGUGCAACAAGUGCUAUGUAUGUGCGUGGAGCCGUUACGCCGCGGAACUUCCGCGGAAUUGCGCUGAGUGUGAUGCGUGGGCGAGGCGUGUGAAGGACGCGUGAGGAAACGAAUGUUAUGUGCCAUGCGUGAGCAGUCGGGUAGUCUUGUGUGGUGCUGACGUAAGUUUUAGCUGUAGGCCGGGCUGUCUUGGCAGAGGUUUGCGCAGGCGCAUGUGACUUGGUGAUGCCGGCCCCUCUGCGGGUUGCGUGCGAACAGCGCCGUCGUGAUGGAACAUGGCAAGGGGCAGGAAAGCGUAGUCCCGAUGUGUGUGGCUCCCACCCGUGCCCACAUAAAUGCGUAGCAAGAAGGGACAAGGCAUUGGUGCGUCGUUCGCGCGCUGUUACUGUACCGACGGUAGCUGGCAGGUUGUGUCGAUGUUUUGCUGACGCGCAUUCCUCACGCUCCGGGCGCCCGGCCAAGGCGAUAGCACCACACAGACUCAAUGCGACGCCACACCGCGCGGAUAGCAUAGCCGAUGCGCACCUGCAGGCAGUCGACCGGCGUCCACGGAUGAGCUGUGUAGACGAGCACUAGCGUAAUGCAACGGCGUGCAGCAAAACAAUGGCCGGGCGACAGUGUGACAAGCAGGGGCAAGAACAAGGCGAAGCAAAGCAGAAGAGGGGCCCGAAUGUGUACGACAAUUGUGGCGGGCAGGCCGAAUGCGGUGCAACACGCCAACAACACAACCGGAGGUGAGGAAGCGUUGCUGAUGGUGAGGAUAGGUGCUGCGACGUUCGGUAGGGGAGCUGUGGCCGCGCACUAGGUGCGAACAGCGCCGGGGAACGCGCAAACCUUCG